AUGUCCCAGAUCCGGGGCAAGGCUGUGUCAGGCCUCGCCAGACUCUCUCGCUCAGGCUCUUCUCCAGCCCAAUGGCUUAACGCAGCAGCACAUGGAAUCCGCCGUUACUCUGCGGCUGCCGUCAGCGGUGCUCCUUUGCCCCUCGAGGGCUAUCGUGUGCUGGACAUGACCCGAGUCUUGGCUGGUCCAUACUGCACCCAAAUUCUCGGAGAUCUUGGCGCUGAAGUCAUCAAAAUCGAGCAUCCAACGCGGGGAGACGACACCCGAGCAUGGGGUCCUCCAUAUGCAAAGUACAAGCCGGACUCUGGACGAGAAGGCCCCGGUGAAUCUGCUUACUUUCUAGGGGCAAAUCGCAAUAAGAAAUCUCUUGGACUAUCAUUUCAGCACCAGGGCGGAGUGGACAUCUUGCAUAAGCUAGCAGCAAAAUGCGACAUCCUGGUUGAGAACUACCUCCCGGGCACGCUGAAGAAGUACUCAAUGGACUAUGACAGCCUGCGAAAGAUUAACCCAGGGCUCAUCUACGCUUCCAUUACGGGCUACGGCCAGACAGGCCCUUAUUCAAGCCGAGCUGGCUACGACGUCAUGGUCGAGGCUGAAUUUGGCCUCAUGCACAUCACAGGCUCGCGAGAUGGCCCGCCAGUCAAGGUGGGCGUGGCUGUUACUGAUCUGACCACGGGGCUCUACACUAGCAACAGCAUCAUGGCCGCACUCUUAUCAAGGGCCAGGACUGGCAAGGGCCAACAUAUUGACGUGGCGCUGAGUGAUUGUCAGACGGCCACCUUGGCCAAUAUUGCAAGCAGCAGUCUGAUAAGUGGCAAAAAGGACAGUGGCAGAUGGGGCACUGCUCAUCCUUCCAUCGUCCCAUACAGAGCGUUCAAGACAAAGGACGGAGACAUUCUCAUUGGCGGUGGCAACGACCGGCUGUUUGGCGUCCUCUGUGACGGCAUAGGCAAGCCGCAUUGGAAGGACGACGCCAAAUUCAAAACAAAUGCUGAUAGAGUCGCGCAUCGAAACGAACUAGAGGCCGAAAUCGAAGCCAUCACGCAACAAAGAACAACGCAGGAGUGGCUCGAGGUAUUUGAGGGCUCAGGAAUGCCCUACGCCGCCAUCAACGACGUUCAGGGGACGCUCAACCACAGCCACACCAAGGCCCGUGACAUGGUCAUUGAGAUUGACCAUGAAUACUGCGGACCAAUCAAAAUGGUCAACACGCCCGUCAAAUGGUCAGAAACCCAGCCCAUUGUCAGGACUCCUCCUCCGGUGCUGGGCCAGCACACAGACGAGAUUCUCAGCGAGCAUCUUGGGUUGAGUGAGUCGGAUAUUGCUGCACUCAAGGAUCAGGGAGUGGUGCGAUGA
Trichoderma aggressivum f. europaeum is the source of this 1356-nucleotide messenger RNA. RefSeq lists its product as uncharacterized. The record is from RefSeq and is a predicted model, not a curated record. The transcript has 5 exons. Gene Ontology annotation, molecular function: catalytic activity. Bases 1 to 1356 code for a protein of 451 amino acids. NCBI's taxonomy places the organism in Eukaryota, Fungi, Ascomycota, Sordariomycetes, Hypocreales, Hypocreaceae.